Trypanosoma cruzi is the source of this 1095-nucleotide messenger RNA. RefSeq lists its product as uncharacterized. The coding region runs from base 1 to 1095 and encodes 364 amino acids. The record is from RefSeq and is a predicted model, not a curated record. The transcript has a single exon. NCBI's taxonomy places the organism in Eukaryota, Euglenozoa, Kinetoplastea, Trypanosomatida, Trypanosomatidae.
AUGAGCGGUACGUGCGGCGGCGCAAAUGGUGUUGUGGAGGAAUUGGAGGUUUUGUUAGAGGGUGAUGCCUUGCCACACCGGGAGCCUUUUGUGCGUAGGGGCCGUCCUCCUUCAAAAAGGAAACCCAAACGUUGCGAAAUGAUGCCUGAAUUUGGUACUGUUACCACAGCUGUUGUCGAUGGGUUGGAGGGAACUUUGUCUGCUCCAAUUGAUGAUGAUGGCGUCUUCACGAUGCGUUCACGUUUUCGAAAGGAUGCGGAGAUGGACAAGCAGAAACAUUUGAUUGCUAACGCUGGGCUGGUGGCACAAACAUUGACAACAGAUUCAUUACCCCCCGUGGGUGCUGUUGCCCCUGUAAAGAAGGAAAUGGAGAGGUCCUCGUUUUAUAUUUCUGGGGAGGAGGCUGGAAUUGGCUUGCAAGCUUCAGGAUUUUGCAUGGAGAAGACCAAGAAAGAGGCCUCUUUUUCUCCCCUCACCGAACCGACGCCCUGGAAUCAACCAGCUUUUGAGGAGUUCAGGAAUGAUUACGAUGCUGUUGAUGCUGGUUGUUUUUUUCAUUCAAAGUAUUGUUUCAACGAUGCCACUAGGCCAACCCGUAGUCCGGAGUCCUUACGUUUGCAGCGGCAUCUCCAUUCACCAGCGCUGUAUGAUGAAACAGCUGAUAUCUUUGAAGAUGUGGAUGAUUUUAUUCCGGGAAGUCCUCUUAAACGUGACCUUUGUUUGCCUGCGCCGCAAUAUGCUCGGCACCCGCCAAAGUCAAGCAAGAGGCAGGUGAGGCUCUGUGCCUUCUCGAGCAUUCUCAUUCCGAGCAGCUCGCUUCCUGGGACCACAGUGGAUGACACCGUUGAUUCCUCUUUGGUGACGUACGGUUCACCAGUUGCCGUACGACGGGAUGAUAACAGUCUUCUUCCCAACCAUUCAACGGCGGCUUUUCACGACGAAGGUGCAACUAAGGAGCCAAAAAAAUUGCCUUCAGAGUCGAUCCCUUCCAAGCACUUGGGUCCUUUGGGGCUCUAUCCAUUUUUUUCGUCUUCAGGCACGCAUUCUUUUUUUUGGGAUGCGCAUGGGUAUUAUGGAGGCUUUUUUGAAGCAUAA